This is a messenger RNA of Psylliodes chrysocephalus, 588 nucleotides long. The record is from the annotation of a GenBank genome assembly. NCBI's taxonomy places the organism in Eukaryota, Metazoa, Arthropoda, Insecta, Coleoptera, Chrysomelidae.
AUGCCAUACAUAGACGACGCCGGGUCGCCCAUAGUAGAUCCAGCUCUCAUAGAAGUUGUAGCAGUUCUCGAAAACGUUUCCGUAGUAAUACUAGAAGUCGUAGGUCCAACUCUAAUCGUGAUCGAAGUCUUAGAGGCUCGACACAUGAUCGAAGUCCGAGAGACUCGACACAUGAUCGAAGUCCGAGUGGCUCCACGGGUGAACGAAGUCAGAGUGGCUCCACGCGUGAACGAAGUCCGAGAGGCUCGACACGUAUUCGAAGCUCCAGAGACUCGAUACGUAUUCGAAGCCUCAGAGGCUCGACACGAAAAUGGUUAUUUGGAAAAUGGGAUUGAAGCUAACAAUAUGAAUAUUGAAGACCAAAAUACAAAUAUGGAUAUCCAAGAUAACAAUGAAAUUGUGGUUUUUGAUCAAAAUUCGAGCAUGGAUAUCGAAGAUAACAAUGAAAUUUCGGAUGUUGCAGAUCAAAAUAAAAAUGAGGAUAUUUCAAACGUAGUAAUUGAAGAAGUAUCUUUCGUUGGUCAUGACGAAGCUUAUAAUCAAAUACAAAUCAAUCCAAUACAAAUCUCAGACUCACCCUUUAUGUAA